This is a messenger RNA of Fomitiporia mediterranea MF3/22, 2019 nucleotides long. RefSeq lists its product as uncharacterized. Lineage: Eukaryota; Fungi; Basidiomycota; Agaricomycetes; Hymenochaetales; Hymenochaetaceae. The transcript has 2 exons. Bases 1 to 2019 code for a protein of 672 amino acids. The record is from RefSeq and is a predicted model, not a curated record.
AUGGCAGACCCUAGAUACGGUCGAGGACCACCUUCGCGUUCGCACGAUGUCGAAAACCGGCUCAAAGAUUGGGACAGAGCCUUACGUGCGGAUAUUUUAGCAAAAGCACAGAGACAAUAUGAGUCGGCAGCGCAUGAGCUACGAGUUAGAGCACAGCGAGAAGCACAAGCAGUUGCGAAAUUACAAGCGCAACAGGCUCAAUAUCGUGCUCUAACGCGUCCUCCACCUCGAAUUCAGGUCCAAGCCCCAAUACAGACUCGGAUGCAAGCGCAACCGAGAUACGCACAACCUCCCCAGCCUGUCUCGAGAACCUCGGCAUACAUAGGAAGACCCGCCCCCGCCCCUGCCUCUGCUCCGACCUCUGCACCCGGCCCGAGUCCAGUCACUCCUCAGCCAAGGCAGAGCUAUGCUGCACCUCGUGAAAUCCCGCCGCGAUCAAGCACACCCACAGCAAGAACUAUGAGAGUGACCCCUCCAGCUGAGUCGAACGCUUUAGAACUUGAAGAACUCAAACGGCGUUAUUUUGCACAAUUAGCUGACGCGCAGUCUCCAGAAGCACGCGAGCCUCAGCCCCGGCAUCAUAUCAGACACUUGGCUAGUGACAGUGCUCAUGCGCAUUAUACUCGCGCAAGUGCCGUCGGACACCCUCGGGGACAAGUUCGCUCGCUUGCAGAUGAAUAUCUGGACUUUUAUAUGCCUGCAAAACGUGGACCACAGUCUUCUAGUUUCUACAAUGCACCUCAAAUGGCUUCACCAAGACAAUAUGAACGGAGGAGCCCAGAGAGGUAUUACCAAGAAUUACGGGAUGAAAGAUCCCAUGCAUACUCUGCUGAAGUUGCUCGUCGUUCUGUUCUACCUGAGAGACCACUACCGCAGCCUGUUGAGCAGCGGCACCAUCAACAAAGUAGAACGCCUGCACCUGCAGCUAAAGAGUCACCCUCACCACCUCAAGCAUCUAAGUCAAAUCUGUCUUUCUUGCUUAAUCCGACUCAGGGUGCUUCUCCAAAAGCUAAUCAGAACUUUGAUGGGCGUGCGCAAAGCAGUGUGCUAGCAAACUGGGGUCCGCAUUCGAAAGAUGAUGUAACAGGUGAACAUUCUCCGAGACACUCAACACAGGAUGAUUAUCAUGGCACAGCAGCAAGAUCGGCGAAUAACUACCCAGAAAAUGAUUCCGAUAUGGAUCGCCGCGAUCUUGACGUGAAACCAAGUAUAACCCGUGCAGAUUCACAGCGGUCUGAAGAAAACAGGAAGCACUGGUGGCUGCGCUCCAAGACUUCUUCGCACUCCCCGCCCCGAUCAAGCGAGGCGCAAAAACCGAAUGAGCAAGCGGGAUCACCUCCGGGGAGUGUUCUGAAGGAACGUCUCCGUUCAUCUUACUCGCGUCCAGAAAAGAGAAAAGCUUCACCGCCACCACAGUCCCCAGCAGAGUCUGAAGCGUCUGUGAUAGAAGAACCACGACCGAAGAAGCGAGCAUACGGACGGCUGCCGCGGACCGUCGAGUCUGAUAGCAUGUCAGACCUUAGCCCCGAAGAAGAAGAGGGGAUGGAGGAUCAUCACUCUAUGCAGCAAGAGUCCGACUCCAGAAAAUCCGCGACACUAGACGCCACGCGUUCUAAACAUGCUAUUAGUAGAACCGAGCAAAGUGAUAAGCUUGACGACGCCUCUCGCCACCGUGUCAAACGUUCCGCCACAGAUGACGGGACGCGACUUGAUGCCAGAAGCAAUCGGAGGAGAAUAUCUACGGACCAAGGAAGCGGUAGUUCGAUGAGUUCGAUGUCUAUUUCGUCAGCGCCGUCUCCAGUUGCGUAUCAUCCAGAGGCUGCGUCUUUAAAAGCUGAAGAAGUAGAUGACGAAAUAGCUUCUUCUCCCGUCGACAAAGACGAAGACGCGCAGGUGCCUGGUUCUUCUGGGCUCAAAUACAGCACGGAAACGUCCAAGCGGCGACAUGCAUCGGAACCGUCGCCCGACGAAGGCCACGAGGCUAAAAGACGCCUUCGACCACGCACUAACGCAGCCUAG